Messenger RNA from Ziziphus jujuba (common jujube), 1756 nucleotides. Its product is annotated as lysophospholipid acyltransferase LPEAT1. Gene Ontology annotation, biological process: phospholipid metabolic process. Gene Ontology annotation, molecular function: lysophosphatidylethanolamine acyltransferase activity. The transcript has 8 exons. NCBI's taxonomy places the organism in Eukaryota, Viridiplantae, Streptophyta, Magnoliopsida, Rosales, Rhamnaceae. The record is from RefSeq and is a predicted model, not a curated record. Gene Ontology annotation, cellular component: endoplasmic reticulum. The coding region runs from base 223 to 1449 and encodes 408 amino acids.
UUUUCACUCCCACCAGUACCCGCAAUCCUCACGGGUCAUGACGACGCUUUAUUCCAGAUCCAUCAGAUGCCAGAAGGAGCACUUCCUAACUAAAACCUUUCUCUGUGUCUCUCUGUUAGAAUCUCACAAAGGCUCACCCAAACAAGUAACAUGGCAAUCCAGUAAAAAAUAAAGAAAAAAACCUAAUUCCCCAGCUUUUUCUUUUUUUUCUUCAAACCAAUAAUGGAGUCGGAGCUCAAAGACCUCAAUUCCAAACCCGCCAAGCCCCAAUCGGUCGAGCCGAUCCAUGAGGAAGGAUCCACCAAAGACGACCGUCCACUCCUCAAGUCCGAUUCCUUUCCCACACCGUCAGAGAGCAUCGAGGAGCUCGAGAAGAAAUUCGCAGCGUAUGUCCGCCGCGAUGCGUACGGCACCAUGGGAUGCGGCGAGCUGCCGACGAAGGAGAAAGUCCUGCUGGGAUUGGCACUGAUAACUCUGGUGCCGAUUCGGGUAGUGGUUGGGAUGACCAUUUUGCUGUUCUACUACUUGAUUUGUAGGAUCUUCACGUUGUUCUCAACUCCGAACAGGGAAGAUGACCAGGACCAGGAGGAUUAUGCCCACAUGGGUGGAUGGAGGAGAGCUGUUAUCGUACAGUGUGGGCGGUCUCUUUCUAGGGUCAUGCUGUUCGUGUUGGGCUUUUAUUGGAUCAGCGAGACCCAUCGGGUUCCGCAUACUGAAUCCAAGUCCAGAACUGAGAAUGACGGCAGAGGUCAGUCUGAAGAAGCUGAAAGACCUGGGGCUAUUAUAUCUAAUCAUGUGUCGUAUGUUGAUAUCUUGUAUCAUAUGUCUUCCUCUUUUCCAAGCUUUGUUGCUAAGAGAUCAGUGGCUAGGAUUCCUCUGGUGGGGCUUAUAAGUAAAUGCCUUGGUUGUGUCUAUGUUCAACGGGAGUCAAAGGCAUCUGAUUUUAAGGGUGUUGCAGGUGUUGUGACUGAAAGAGUUAAAGAAGCUCAUCAGAAUAAGUCUGCUCCCAUAAUGAUGCUUUUUCCAGAAGGAACAACUACAAACGGAGACUAUCUCCUUCCAUUUAAGACAGGUGCUUUUUUGGCAAAAGCUCCGGUGCUUCCUCUAAUCCUGAGAUAUCCAUAUCAGAGAUUUAGUCCAGCAUGGGACUCGAUAUCUGGGGUGCGCAUGUCUCUACAAAUUAAAUCAUGUUUCUGUAAAGUGCGCCAUGUGAUUUUUCUUUUAUGUCAAUUUGUAAAUCACCUGGAGGUGGUUCGAUUACCUAUCUACUACCCUACACAACAAGAAAAAGAUGAUCCAAAACUUUAUGCUAAUAACGUCAGAAGGUUGAUGGCUAGUGAGGGUAAUUUGGUAAUGUCAGAUAUUGGACUGGCUGAGAAGCGAAUUUAUCAUGCUGCUCUCAAUGGUAAUAAUAGCCUGCCUAGUGUUUUGCAUCAGAAAGACGAUUGAUAAUUAGAUGGCCAAGCUCCCAAAUGAUAUCUAGUCGCAGUUGAGUUUCUUAGUUUACGUUGUUAUUUGUUAAAUGGUGCACAACCAGUGUGGGGUGGUUAUGACUUCCCCACUGACUAUAUAUUGAAACUGGUGGGCGAUUCUCACCAUGUAAUUUGACUUGUCUAUGGAAAAGUUAGGCCAUUAAAAUACAGUAAUUUCCAUAUGAUGGUGGAUAUCUGUUGUCAAUGCGUCAAACAUAAAAAAUACAUUUUUUUUAAUAUGGUUUUUUAAUUUUCAAUUAAAGGGUAUUAUUAUUAUUAUUAUU